This is a messenger RNA of Halichondria panicea, 1483 nucleotides long. RefSeq lists its product as uncharacterized. The record is from RefSeq and is a predicted model, not a curated record. Gene Ontology annotation, biological process: ubiquitin-dependent protein catabolic process; protein polyubiquitination; positive regulation of proteasomal ubiquitin-dependent protein catabolic process. The transcript has a single exon. Gene Ontology annotation, molecular function: ubiquitin conjugating enzyme binding; ubiquitin protein ligase activity. Lineage: Eukaryota; Metazoa; Porifera; Demospongiae; Suberitida; Halichondriidae. Gene Ontology annotation, cellular component: ubiquitin ligase complex; cytoplasm. The coding region runs from base 93 to 1220 and encodes 375 amino acids.
UGGUAUGAAGUAUGCAGUGAAUGUUUGAGGACCUACAUUAGUAAACUAAUCACAGUUAAGAAUUGACAAAACUCCGCUUUAAAGCAAAGAGGAUGACUGAAGAGAUGUACCAAGUGUUUGUGGUAGGCAUGGGAGCAGAAGUGGCAACCAUCAAUGUAAGCACCACUCAAGAAGCCUUUUUAUCGACAACUAUCAAGAAAUUUAGAACCCUUCUCAACGAAAAGUGGCCAGAAUGUGGAAACGACCCUGACGAUGUAAGACUUUUAUUUGCAGGCAAGCAACUCGAAGACAAGCUAAGGAGCGGGGGAGAAGCCACUCUGGAGGAUUACAAUCUCCAAAGAAACUCAACCAUUCAUCUUGUGUUUCGUCUCCACGGGGGUAGCCAACCUCCUAGCUUCACACAGCGAGUACCACCACCACCUCCAGUUGAGAAACAACACCAGUCUGAUGACUUUUCCUUGAAAUUCACUAAAGAUAUCCCGGAUGCAAUCACAGGGAUGAGUGACCCUGAUGAUCAACCAAGGGUAAUGAUGACUUGUGGACAUGCUGUUGAUCCAAACACCCUCACAGCCUGGUGCCGCAGUCUGUUGGACAAGCAAGAGUGGGAAUUUUUCUGUCCAGCAAUGAUCGACGCCACGAACAAGCAGUGUAAAAAGAUUUGGGAGUAUUCGGAAGUUCGAAAGGUGGCACUUUUUAACGAAGCAGAGCAAAAAUUUUUUGAGAGCAAGAUGUCUGAGUAUGCAGCUCAGAUGUACUGCGAUAUGAAAGAGUGCCCCGGUUGUCGUUCAUUUGUGGAGCGUAGGGAUCUCAAAAACCUACGUGUUCAAUGUCGCAUUUGCACAAAGAAGAAAGGGAAAGAAUAUGAUUUUUGCUGGCACUGUGAAAAAGAGUGGUCUGGACCAGUUACAUCGGCUGUCAAGUGCGGUAGUUCUGAUUGCGCUCACCCAUCUAUCCCAAGUAUUCGUGAUGCCAAGGUCAUUCGUAUCAAUGAGAAAGAAGUGCCUUGUCGCCGUGCCUGUCCCACUUGUGGAGUGGUGGUUGAACAUAAGGGAACAGGUUGUAAGUUCAUUAUAUGCCCACGGUGCAAAAAGGAAUUCUGCUUUCUCUGCCUCAAUACCAAGGUUGCUUGCUUGUCUGCAGCCCCUGCAUCUUGGUAUGGCGCCUGCAGAAAACCUGUAGCUCCAAAACAGACAAGCAUUCCAGUUUGGUCACGAAAAUAACUUUACUAUCUUUGCGGGGAAAAAAACUGGAAAAACAUAACCAUUAGCUUAGCGUUUAGGUUUAGUUUAUUUCCUGCAUGUAUAGAUAACUGUCAUUUCCUGUUCUACAUGUACAUGUAUAUACCAGGUACAGUUUAUGUUAGUUGCUGCAUAGUUUCUAUUUGCUAGUCGUUCUGUGUCACUACAUGAUAUACUGUAUAGCGGGUAAUUUUCGUUGGUGCAAAUGUUCGUAUGAAACUGCCCAAAUAAGUGUUUUAAAUAUU